Molecule: messenger RNA, 2602 nt
Organism: Tyto alba (common barn owl)
Lineage: Eukaryota; Metazoa; Chordata; Aves; Strigiformes; Tytonidae
Gene: STT3A
Product: STT3 oligosaccharyltransferase complex catalytic subunit A
Biological process (GO): post-translational protein modification
Cellular component (GO): membrane
Molecular function (GO): dolichyl-diphosphooligosaccharide-protein glycotransferase activity
Source: RefSeq, a predicted model, not a curated record
GUCGGGCGGGGGCGGGCCGCCACGGCGGCUGCGCGGGGCGGAUGGCCGGGGCGGAGGGGCCGAGCGCGGCGCCCGGAGAAACAGACGUGUCCUCUGCCCCAAAGAAGUUCUGGUCUCUGUAAAAGAAAGAAAAAACCUCAACGGUGUCUUGGGGCAACUGAUCAGGUGUUCAAGCGUCCUUAAUCUCUGCCUUUGAUGUGAAAAUGACUAAGUUAGGGUUUCUCCGGCUCUCCUACGAGAAGCAAGACACUCUGCUCAAGCUCCUCAUCUUGUCGAUGGCAGCUGUGCUGUCUUUCUCCACGAGGCUUUUUUCUGUCUUAAGAUUUGAAAGUGUCAUCCAUGAAUUUGACCCGUAUUUUAACUACCGCACAACCCGCUUUCUGGCGGAGGAGGGCUUCUAUAAAUUCCACAACUGGUUUGACGACCGAGCGUGGUACCCCUUGGGCAGGAUUAUCGGUGGGACCAUUUAUCCAGGCCUGAUGAUCACGUCGGCAGCAAUUUACCACGUGCUGCACUUCUUCCACAUCACCAUCGACAUCCGAAACGUCUGUGUGUUCCUGGCUCCCCUCUUCUCCUCUUUCACCACCAUAGUGACUUACCACCUCACCAAAGAGCUCAAGGACGCAGGGGCAGGACUCCUCGCUGCUGCCAUGAUUGCAGUUGUGCCUGGGUACAUCUCUCGGUCUGUCGCCGGCUCCUACGAUAACGAAGGUAUCGCCAUAUUCUGCAUGCUGCUAACUUACUACAUGUGGAUCAAAGCUGUCAAAACUGGCUCCAUCUAUUGGGCAGCAAUGUGUGCUCUUGCCUAUUUCUACAUGGUCUCCUCGUGGGGUGGCUACGUCUUUCUGAUUAACCUCAUCCCCUUGCAUGUUCUUGUGCUGAUGCUGACCGGCCGCUUCUCCCACAGGAUCUAUGUAGCCUAUUGCACAGUCUACUGCUUGGGAACCAUCCUCUCGAUGCAGAUCUCCUUUGUCGGCUUCCAGCCUGUCCUCUCCUCAGAGCACAUGGCUGCCCUUGGAGUCUUCGGUUUGUGUCAGAUCCACGCCUUCGUAGACUACCUUCGGAGCAAGCUGAACCCGCAGCAAUUCGAAAUCCUCUUCAGGAGUGUCAUUUCCCUGGUUGGCUUUGUCCUCCUCACCAUUGGGGCCGUGCUGAUGCUGACAGGGAAAAUCUCCCCAUGGACAGGGCGUUUCUACUCCCUGCUGGAUCCUUCCUAUGCAAAGAACAACAUCCCCAUCAUCGCCUCCGUCUCUGAGCACCAGCCCACCACUUGGUCCUCCUAUUACUUUGACCUGCAGCUUCUCGUUUUCAUGUUCCCAGUCGGUCUGUAUUACUGCUUCAGUAACCUCUCGGACGCCCGCAUUUUUAUCAUCAUGUACGGCGUGACCAGCAUGUACUUCUCUGCUGUGAUGGUGCGUCUUAUGCUGGUGCUGGCCCCGGUGAUGUGUAUCCUCUCAGGCAUCGGGGUUUCUCAGGUGUUGUCCACCUACAUGAAGAACCUGGAUAUCAGCCGGCCGGACAAGAAGAGCAAAAAGCAGCAAGACUCCACCUACCCUAUCAAAAACGAAGUUGCCAGUGGCAUGAUCCUGGUCAUGGCUUUCUUCCUCAUCACCUACACCUUCCAUUCCACCUGGGUGACCAGCGAGGCAUACUUCCCUUCCAUCGUGCUGUCCGCCCGGGGUGGCGACGGCAGCAGGAUCAUCUUCGAUGACUUCAGAGAAGCUUAUUACUGGCUGCGCCACAACACGCCGGAGGACGCGAAGGUGAUGUCCUGGUGGGACUACGGGUACCAAAUAACCGCCAUGGCCAACCGGACCAUCCUGGUGGACAACAACACCUGGAACAACACCCUCUCCCGUGUCGGUCAGGCGAUGGCAUCAACGGAGGAGAAAGCUUACGAGAUCAUGAGGGAGCUGGACGUCAGCUACGUGCUGGUAAUCUUCGGAGGCCUCACUGGGUAUUCGUCCGAUGAUAUCAACAAAUUCCUGUGGAUGGUGCGGAUCGGGGGCAGCACGGACACGGGGCGCCACAUCAAGGAGCACGACUACUACACCCCCACGGGGUUUCGGGUCGACCGCGAGGGCUCCCCAGUGCUCCUCAACUUCAUGUACAAGAUGUGCUACUACCGCUUCGGCCAGGUCUACACAGAGGCCAAGCGACCCGCCGGCUACGACCGGGUGAGGAAUGCCGAAAUCGGCAACAAGGACUUUGCUGACGUGCUGGAGGAGGCGUACAACGAGCACUGGCUGGUCCGAAUAUACAAGGUGAAAGAUUUGGAUAACCGUGGCUUGUCAAGAACGUAGAGGAGCUGCCGCCAGCCGCACCACGCACCGCACUGACCCAGCCUUUGCCUGUGAAACAGAAAUAUUGGGGGUUUUUUGUUUGUUUUUUUGGGGGGAGGGGGACAGGUGGUUUGUUUUUUUGUUUUCUACCAUUUGGAAGUGCAGGCACCCAUGGGCCGUCCCUGCCUGCUGGGGACUGAUUUUUUUUUUUUAUAUAUAUACACACAGAGCAUUCGCCAAAUCAGAAAUAACGGCUUUAACCGGGGUUGAUUAAUGGGGAGUUACAAAUAAUAAUAAUUAAAAAGAAAAAAAAAAAGUGA